Messenger RNA from Momordica charantia (bitter melon), 816 nucleotides. RefSeq names its product protein NUCLEAR FUSION DEFECTIVE 6, mitochondrial. NCBI's taxonomy places the organism in Eukaryota, Viridiplantae, Streptophyta, Magnoliopsida, Cucurbitales, Cucurbitaceae. Gene Ontology annotation, cellular component: mitochondrion. The record is from RefSeq and is a predicted model, not a curated record.
UGAAAAAUUCAUAAAACAAAUAUGGUAAUUAAAAAGAAAGAAAGAAAAAUGGAGAAACUCCCAUUGUUCUCGAGAAGCGGCGGCAGGGUUUAGCAUUUGAAUGCCCUAAAUCUUGAACGGAAGUCUGUUCAUCGUGGCUGGCUCUGGACAAUUUUUCGCCGCGUUCUCAGAUUAACCGAUGGCUUCCUCCGCCGCCAGGGCCAUUUUCCGAUCCUGCUCCGCCUCAGGUUUCAAGGCAACCUCUCGUCUGGCCACCGGAGCCAGAGCAGCCCCAGCUCGUUCACCAUUUCGCAUUUCGACUAAACCAAGUUUCUCUCAAUGUGCUGUAAGGAUUCCUGUGGAAAUGAGCUUCUGUGUGGAGUCGAUGCUUCCGUUCCAUUCGGCUACUUCUUCGGCAUUGAUGACUUCAAUGCUUUCUGUCUCUCCACGUAGUUAUGGUUGGCUUUCAGAAGUGCAGGAUGAAAAAGAGGGGGGAAUGUAGUGAAAGGGAGUGUAUAACUAUAUGGAAGAACCAAGGGGUUAGCUUUUAUAAUUCAUUCAUGAUUCAAUCACGAUUCACAAUUUCCUAAAACUGUUUGAAAUCUUAAAUAGAAAACUAUUUUGAAAACAAUUUUCCAAAUAGUCUCCGACUGAUUCAGCUCAAAUGUCCUCGUUGAACCAAUCCCAGUAUUUUGGGCCAAGUAUAUUUCCCAACUGCUUUCUUGCUCUUUUGGCUAGAUUGGGCAAAUAUCUUAUCUUGCCCUUUUUUUGCUACUUUUUUCAUAUCAACGAUGUUUAGCUUAUUGUCUUAAGAUAGCGAUUAAAUGCUGCAUUAUG